AUGUCAUUAGUGACAUCUCUACCGCCAGAACUGGACGUUUUCCUCGACUUUAUCUCCGACGACGACCGCCCCACGUUCAUUCUCGAGUACUCAUCGCAACCGAAGGUCGUCUUUCGCAACAACGCGCUCAAUGCGCUGCUUACCGGAUAUUCCCACGACUCGCGAUUCUCCAUCUGGGUCAACACAUUGUACAAGAUCAUCGGCGACCAUGCAGGGCGCCACGCACGACACAUUGCGAAACUAGGCGCUUUUGCGUCGCGACUCUGGUCGUGCAAGCGAUUGAGAGGACCUUGGAUAGCCGUCUUUCCUCGCCAGGAAGAUCCAUCCGAAGACCGACCGACCGUCCGGAAAAAGCAAAAAGAGUCGGAUCACAGCGAACAACUAUGGUCAGACGAGGAUGGCGAGCAAGAGUCGGACAGGGACAACCCGGAUGACUGGGAGAGUGUCGCAACAGCCAGUACAAGGGACAUUUCACAGGAAGGCCGAGGUGCUGUUAUUCUUGAAGAUCUGACGGUAGACUGGCUCAGGUUCCCGCAACUCACCAGCGAUCCGUGGAUACAGUUCCUUGCAAAACACGACUGGAGCAAGACAGCAGCAGGUCCUAUGCACACUUGGCACCCUACGCUUCGACAGAUCUUUAUGACCAUCUUAUCUUCUGAAGAACCACGCGUGAUAUACUGGGGCAACGACCUUCACAUGUUUUACAAUGAGGCGGCAAGAUUUGUUGUUGGAGAAAUGCACCCGAAACCGCUCGGUAAUUCCUUGCAAGAGGUUUGGGGGACUUCGAUGUGGUCUCACCUUACGAAAAUGCUUGUCUCCGGUAUCGAGCGGCGCAGACCCACACACAACAAGAGGACUGAACUUGUCGUCUUCCGCAACGGCUUUCCGGAAAGUGGCUUCUUUGACUUUGUUUUCCUACCCAUUCCUUCGGCGGACGGUCGUUUCCUUGGCGUCUUCAAUGAGUUUACAGAAUGCACGACAGCUGUACUGCAAGAGGAUCGCCAGCAGGUUUGUAAACAACUUAUCGAAGAUGUCGCUCGGGCGACAGAGACACGGCAUGUAUGGGAGUCGUUCAUGCGCAAUUUGAAAGAUUGCAAGGACGUAUCAUACGCGACAGUAUACUCAUACGGCUCGAUCAAACUGUCAGGCUCCGAAACACCAUCCUUGCGGGCCCAGUUCUCUUUUGGUGAUGAGGGACACAGCAGCGUCAUUUCUCCUUCGAUCAAGGAGGUCGUGGAAGGGUCUGCCAACAAAGUCUUGGUUCUGGAACGAUCGAACUCAACUUUGCCAGAAGAAUUGGCAGUGAACAUUACAGAUCAAGGCGUUGUCCACACUUCUUACGUCUUGCCAAUCGAUGAUCUCUAUGGUAAGGGUGUUUACGCAAUUGUCGUGAUAGGAUCAAACCCUUUGAGAGCAGUUGAUGCUGGCAGCAUUCAAUUCUUCGAAUCGCUUCGUGAUUUGUUGUUCAAGUCGAUUGCUCUGCUAUCGCUACCCGCCGAACAGCGACGAGCAAACGAACUUACCACUGCAUUAUCUCAUCAACUGGCGGCUGCAACCUCCAAAGCAGAGAAGAGUGAGAAGAAUUUUACCGAGAUGGUUCAUCACGCACCUAUCGGCAUGUGUAUGGAUCGCGGAGAUGGUUAUCCUGUAUACGUCAAUGACAUGUACCUCGACCUCCUGGGUACAGAUAGGACGAGUUUUUACGACGCCGCGAGAGCUGGUUUCUCAUGGCGGAGCUCAGUCUUUGAGAAUGACGCUGAUUCUAUCGAAGAUUUGUGGUGGUCUGCCGUCAGGGGCGGGAAAACGACAAGCUUUGAAGUUCGCAUCAAAACCGGGAUUUCGCAUCGUUGGCUUGAAGUAUUUGUACAACAGCGAUACGAUGAGAACGGCAUGCUGGUUUUCAUUUUCUCAUGGCUCACGGACAUCUCUGCCAGAAAGUUGAUGGAGUUUGUGGCGGAAGAGCGACUGACAGAAGCGAUUGAGAACAAAAGAGCUUCGGAGAAUUUCAUAGACAUGAUCUCACACGAGAUGCGCAACCCUUUGUCCAGUAUUUUACAACUCGCCGACAGUAUACCAUCGACAUUACCUCCUUUAAUAGCAGACGAGAAACACAAAACCUCAACAAUAGAAGGGAAUAUCAGCAACUUGACAGAAGAUGCGCGGAAUGUGCUUCUCGACACAGCACAAACAAUCACACUCUGCGCCAAACAUCAGAAGAAUAUUAUAGACGAAGUUCUCACCUUCUCCAAGUUAGAUUCCAAGCUUAUAGUGCUUGCUCCGGAAGCAGCCCAACCACUGGAUAUCAUCACGGACGUCUUGAGAAUGAAUAAACCGGAGCUUGCCCAGGCAGAUAUUGAAGGUUCUCUGAAUGUGCAAGCAAGCUUUACGGAUCUCGGCAUUGAUCACUUCUUACUUGAUCGUGGCAGAGUUUCACAGGUCAUCAUCAAUUUCAUGACCAACGCUAUCAAGUUUACGAGGAGUUCUGAUGUCCGCAAGAUUCAGAUCAAUCUUGGCGCGUCACGAAUCAGACCUACCGCCGACAGUUGUCAUGUCACGCUCAUAGAGCCUCGCGAGAAAGGGCGAUCUUUGUCGAUAGGUCCCGUGACCGAGGAUGAUGUCUUCUUAUCCUUCAGUGUGCAAGAUACGGGAUGCGGUCUUACUGAAGCCGAGACGAAAAAUCUGUUUCAGCGAUUCAGUCAAGCUUCCCCGAAGACUCACAAACGAUAUGGCGGCAGUGGUCUGGGCUUGUUCAUCAGUAGAGAAUUGGUCGAGCUGCAUGGAGGCCAAGUAGGAGUAUCAAGCGAGGCGGGGAAAGGCAGUAUAUUCGGCUUCUACAUCAAAGCGACAUGUACUGAACGACCACUCGAAACUGCGCCAAGCUCUCCAGAGAUUGGCAAGUCAUUGACAGCACAAGAUCCGCCGGUGGGUGCUUCGAUGAGCAAAACAGAAACACAGGACUUGCAUGUUCUUGUGGUCGAGGAUAAUACAAUAAACCAGCGGGUCAUGUCUCAACAACUCUCACGACUAGGAUGCGCCAAAGUCCAUGUCGCCAAUCACGGUCUUGAAGCACUUGACUUCUUAUCAACAACCACAUUCUGCAAUGGGGAAGUUCCGCUUUCAGUUGUCCUCCUGGACGUGGAGAUGCCAAUUAUGGAUGGUUUAACCUGUGCUCGUCGCGUCCGCGAGCUUGAGAAGUUGCAGGAGAUUAUUGGGCAUGUGCCUAUUUGUGGCAUCACGGCAAACGCUCGCACUGAUCAAAUCGCUUCGUGUAUUGAAGCAGGAAUGGAUGAAGUCGUGACGAAACCUUUCCGAAUGCCCGAGCUUAUUCCUCGCAUGCUGGCGCUCGUUGAUAAACACAAGUCGCUGUGA
Molecule: messenger RNA, 3369 nt
Organism: Aureobasidium pullulans EXF-150
Lineage: Eukaryota; Fungi; Ascomycota; Dothideomycetes; Dothideales; Saccotheciaceae
Exons: 5
Coding region: 1-3369 (1122 amino acids)
Biological process (GO): phosphorylation; phosphorelay signal transduction system
Molecular function (GO): phosphorelay sensor kinase activity
Source: RefSeq, a predicted model, not a curated record